This is a messenger RNA of Penicillium daleae, 557 nucleotides long. RefSeq lists its product as uncharacterized. NCBI's taxonomy places the organism in Eukaryota, Fungi, Ascomycota, Eurotiomycetes, Eurotiales, Aspergillaceae. Gene Ontology annotation, biological process: glycerophospholipid catabolic process. The record is from RefSeq and is a predicted model, not a curated record. The transcript has 3 exons. Bases 27 to 557 code for a protein of 176 amino acids. Gene Ontology annotation, molecular function: glycerophosphocholine phosphodiesterase activity.
GCUACCCUACGGUGUGGGUCACUCGAAUGACGCUAAUCCUGGUUCAGUUUGGAGCCGCGGUAAACCUGACGACACGAGGAUCAUUUAUCCACGGACCCUUCACCCCGCUCAAAAAGCUAUUUGUAAAGCUGCCAGCCUCCAUCAACUUCAAUGUUGAAAGUCCGCUUUUCAAUCUUAUGGCUUCAACUUACCCGAAUGAAGAAUAUCCGAGACUUCACGAAGCGCUAGAAGCCGGUCUGGCUCCAUACUCCAAGAUUACACCAGAAAUUUGCAUUCUUUUGGCCACCAAACAGAAAGUUUAUCCGGUAAUAUUUAUCACUAAUGCCGCAAAGCUUCCGGCGAGUGAUCUAGAGGCAAGAGCUUGCAGUUUGCAAGCUGUAGUCAGAUUUUCUAAAAGGUGGAAUCUGGCCAGUAUUGUUUUCGCUUCCGAAAUAUUACUUUUAUGCCUGAGACUUGUGGGUUACGUGAGACAAUCUGGUUUUCUCUGUGGCUCUUAUGGCCCGCUAAACAACAUUGCAGAAAACGUGAGGAUUAGUAACAGCACCAAUCCUACGUGA